This is a messenger RNA of Xylaria bambusicola, 1626 nucleotides long. Its product is annotated as cytochrome P450. The transcript is spliced from 3 exons. Gene Ontology annotation, molecular function: monooxygenase activity; oxidoreductase activity, acting on paired donors, with incorporation or reduction of molecular oxygen; iron ion binding. The coding region runs from base 1 to 1626 and encodes 541 amino acids. NCBI's taxonomy places the organism in Eukaryota, Fungi, Ascomycota, Sordariomycetes, Xylariales, Xylariaceae. The record is from RefSeq and is a predicted model, not a curated record.
AUGAUAGUGCCUGACGAAGACACCAUCUCCCCAGUGCGCAUCUUCCUCGCCUUCACUCUCCAAUCCAUCACCACGUACUGGGCCAUUCUUAUUCCAGCCUUUAUCUUUACCCGGAUGAUAUACCGGCGAUAUGUCUCCCCACUACGAUCUAUCCCCGGCCCGUUCCUCGCAUCGUGCACACGCCUCUGGAAAGUCCGAUCAACCGUGCAAGAAAACACGCACUGGGACCAUCUCGAGCUACACAGGAAAUACGGCCCCGUGGUCCGCAUCGCACCAAACGAGGUCUCGUUCUCCUCGCCCCAGGUCGCGCGGAACCUGCUCUCGGCAGGCAAACGGUUCUACAAGACGGAUUUCUACAGCGUUUUCCCACCCCCCGAGAACCCGGAUAUCUUCACCGAGAUCCGCGAGGAGGUGCACGCGAUGAAGAAAAAGGUCGCCAACGUGCCGUACUCGAUGGCCGCCAUGAGACAGCUGAGCCCCUUCAUCGACGACACGAUCGAGUUCCUCGUCUCGCGGAUGGGAGGGUUCUGCACGGAUCCCACGACGGGUUCGAAAGAGGAAUUUUACAACGGGAAGAAACCACAGCCCAUCCUCGACCUGGGCAACUGGCUGCAUUACUUCGCCUUCGACGUCCUGGGCGAAGUCGCCUUCGGGCGGUCCUUCGGGUUCCUCGCCGCGGGCGUCGACAAAGAAGACGCCAUCCGGACCAUCGACAACAGCCAGAAGUACAACGGGAUCAUCGGGCAGAUCCCCGAGUUCGACCGGUUUCUGAGGAGGAAUCCGCUGUGCAAGUUUGUCCCGCAGCUGGAUCCCGGGAAUAAUCUGAUCACGAGGAUCGCGAGGGAGGAGAUGGCGAAGAGGAGGCCGUUUGAGGUCGAGAGGGAGGGGAAAGGGGCUGGUGGCGAUGGACGCGAGGAUCUCAUGGCUAGUCUGAUUAAGGGCCAUUUGAAGGAUCCGCAGAAAUUCCAUGAGGGCGAUAUUUUUGCCGUCGCGCAUGGGGCCAUCUUCGCAGGCUCCGACUCAACGGCCUCGACAAUGCAAUCCUUCUUCUGGCUCACGCUGACCGCGCCGCGCGUGUACUCGCUCCUAAAAUCCGAAAUCGACGCCGCCGUAUCAGACGGCACGAUCCCCGCCACCGGAAACAUCGAAUGGCUGCAGGCGCAGAAUCUACCGUACUUUCAGGCUUGUCUGAAAGAAGCUAUGCGAUUACGUCCUGCUGUGGGGUUGAAUAUCACGCGGUAUGCCCCCGCGCCUGAUGGUGUGGAAAUCGAUGGACGGCAUUACCCUGCUGGUACGCGGAUGGCUGUGAACGGGUGGGUGUUGCAUCGCGAUACGGAGGUCUUCGGGCAGGAUGCUGAGUUCUUCCGGCCUGAGAGAUGGUUGGAGGAUGAGGAGGGUGCGAGGGUUAUGGAGCGGUAUAUGUUCCAGUUCGGCGGCGGCGCACACGUGUGCAUCGGUCGGAAUCUAGCGCUGCUGGAAAUCAACAAAGUCUGUCCGCGCCUCCUGCGCGACUUCGACUUCCAGCUCGUCAACCCUACGUGCGAACUCAAGGCCAAGGCGACGUUCUUCGUCGUCCAGGAGGGAUUGGAGGUGUAUAUCUCCAGACGAGGCGCGAAUGCGCGAUGA